Sinocyclocheilus anshuiensis is the source of this 326-nucleotide messenger RNA. RefSeq names its product C-C motif chemokine 13-like. Gene Ontology annotation, cellular component: extracellular region. The transcript is spliced from 3 exons. Bases 1 to 300 code for a protein of 99 amino acids. Gene Ontology annotation, biological process: immune response. The record is from RefSeq and is a predicted model, not a curated record. Gene Ontology annotation, molecular function: chemokine activity. NCBI's taxonomy places the organism in Eukaryota, Metazoa, Chordata, Actinopteri, Cypriniformes, Cyprinidae.
AUGAAGACCUUCAUGAAGACUUCAUUACUGUUUCUGAUGCUGUGCUGUGCUCUGCAGCUUACCUCAGCUGACACAAUGUCAAGUGACUUGGCAAACAGUAUCUGCUGCUUUAAUGAAACCAGUAAAAUACCUCUGAAACAGCUGGAGUCUUAUUUCUGGACAAGUAGAAUUUGCCCCCUCAAAUACACUGUGUUCGUAACAGUUAGGAAGAAACGAUUCUGUGGAAACCCUGAAAAUGCCUGGGUCAAGCGGGCCAUGAAGCACAUAGACAAGAAAAGUGCUUCAAAUUCAGCAAAAUGACUUUUGCAUUCAUUAGCAUUACACCC